AGUGCGCAGGCUCCAGUCGGCGCCUGCCCAAACCGUGAGGCGACACCCAGCAGCGGUUGAGGUGCCUUCGCGCCGGAGGUUCUUGAUACGAGAUGCUGGUGUUGAUGUUGGUGGCGGCGGCGACCUUGCGGCUCUGCUUGGUGGCCGGAGCUCAGCAGCUGUGCCGUAUUCACACGGUGAGGACAGGAAAGGUGUUUCAUGUUAGUCAGCAAAUUCAAGGGGACCAUCUGUAUUUUUCAUCGAGGACACCACGCUUGAUUAAACAUCCUUGCAAGAAAAACAUAGCCCUGUAUCUAGGAAGACAAAUUUUUUUCACAAGAGAUAAUUUCAAGAGUAGUCUCCUUCCACUUUCCGUCCCUACAUCGAUAAAGGUCGGCGUACCGGAAGUAACAUCGGCACAUAUCGCUGGCUCGGUGUUGCUGUUAGUAGUGAAUCAAAAAGUCUAUGUUUAUGAUUACGAGGCCAAUUUCUGGAACGCAUCUAUAGGUAUAGAACACCCUGUUUCACAUAUUUCUGGUGAUAAUUGUUGUUACAGCGGACAUCCCUUUUGUGUGGAUAUAAGUAAUUCCGUGUUUGCUUAUUUGCAUGGAGAUCAGAUAUCUCAGACCAACGUGUAUUUCUCAAACACCCGGGGAUACACAUUUCAGAAGUUUGCCUACGAAAGACAGGCAGAACUAGUCGGGUCUUUGGGUGGGGUCUUCUACCUUCACUCCUUGUCACAGGUUGGGCUGCUUCUCAUUGACCAAGGGAAGGCUAUGUUCAGCUACUCAGAACACCCCCUGAACCGCAGUUUGGGGCUGCCCUUUGACUACAACGGGACCCUUGACAUCCUCAUCACCCCGGGCCAGAAAGGCAUUCUGAUCUUCUGGUUUGAGAAGAGCCUGUUGGUUUCUGGAAACGCAGGUCAGCUCGUUUACCCUGUCCCCGUGGACGAAGAACCCCGCAUCUCGUAUUCUUCCGUUUCGGAAGCCAAUGUCACCAUCCACAACAUCGCUGCCAAUCAGAAUGAACUGGCAGUCUUAACUCGGGAGAACAGUUUGUAUUAUGGCAGCCUCGGAAUCCUGCCAAGUUCUCUAAUCAAAUUUUCAGGCCAAAACAUCUGGUCCCAAGAGGCAGCCGUGAUGUUCACUGAUGUGGGGCAAGUGGAAAUACUGACCCCGCUCCCCGAUCCAAUGUUUCCAGCUUUUGAUUUCCAGAGGUGCCCUAUGAACGUUCAGGAGAUUCUCAUGGAUCCCCAACUCCAAGUUGACAUUUGCAAAGUAGAGCUUCUGCAAGGAGAGUUUGACAACAGGAUGUACAGCAUCGACAUGAACAGCAAACUGCAGCUCACGGCGCUCAUGAUUCCGCGGCCAGGCAGGUCACCGGUCCCACUGGCAAUGGUGAGCAACCCCCACUCCCUGGGGCUGCAGGUGGCCAUCUACGAGGACGGCUAUACCUACGACGGAAACACCAAGCACAGACUGAACAUCUCCCUAAGGCAGCAGCACCACUGGGGCAGGGCCAACCCCAACUUCACCUCCAGCAUAAAGAAACCCACAGUAUCUACCAUCACUCUGGACAUAGCCAACAAGGAAAUUUCCUGUGUGGACCUCAAGCCACUGACGGCACUCAUUUCAGUGGGUUGUGACCAGGAGAAAAAGAUCGUCAUUCAGAACGAAAUCUCAGCCUGUUCCAACGGCAUCCUGGACCCCGUGGGCCUUCAGGACAACUACAGCUACAUCAUCGAGAAGGAAGCGUAUGACCCCAACUUCCGGGGACAGAUGUCCCGCGAGGACCUGGUGGUGAACUAUCGGUACGAGAAGCUGGGCUGCCCCCGCCUCGUCUACUACAACACCCCCUGGAGGCCGGUGGUGGAACUGUGGCGGGAAGGAAAGUUCCAGGAGGUGACGAAGGCAGAGUUCGUCCUGCUGGAGGUGAACGGGCUGUUCACGUACACGUACUCCCUGACCGCCCAGACGGCGCUGUGCAGAUCCCAGCCGCAGAACUGGACCACCAUCCUGGAGAGCUCAGGCGACAAAAGGCCCUUCUUCGCCUGGGACCGAGAGAACUACAUCAGCUGCCAUGACCCCGACAACGACGCCCCUCUGAGAUGGCCAGAUGUCCCGUAUCAGAUCUUGGGAGGCCCAACAGCAAACAAGGUUAUUUUUGACCAAAGGAACGGGAUCUAUGUCUUCUUCCUUUCUAUCGUGGAUCCCUACUACAGUUACUGUCACCUGGAGACCACCUUCAGCGUCUACGUCUAUGGGGCCUUGCCCCCGUCCAUCAUCCCGACGACGGUCACCAUCAUCCCGCUCAUAAUGGCCAUGCUGCUGUCCGUGUGGUCGGCCUACAUGAUCCCCAAACUGCUGCACACCGAGAAGGGCCUCAGACUCAAGGAGUUCUGGAUGAAUCUGUGCAGGAGACUCAGAAACCUUUGCCCGUGUUUCCAAGGCAGGCGCUGAGCGCACAGCGGAGGAGCCCAGAGUUGUCUUAAAACAAAGCAUUCUGGAAAAAAGCCA
Molecule: messenger RNA, 2498 nt
Organism: Neofelis nebulosa (Clouded leopard)
Lineage: Eukaryota; Metazoa; Chordata; Mammalia; Carnivora; Felidae
Gene: CATSPERD
Product: cation channel sperm associated auxiliary subunit delta
Exons: 22
Coding region: 93-2441 (782 amino acids)
Biological process (GO): sperm capacitation; flagellated sperm motility
Cellular component (GO): sperm principal piece; CatSper complex
Source: RefSeq, a predicted model, not a curated record